Amphibalanus amphitrite is the source of this 1926-nucleotide messenger RNA. Its product is annotated as ADP-ribosylation factor-like protein 6. The transcript has 3 exons. Gene Ontology annotation, cellular component: cytoplasm; axoneme. Gene Ontology annotation, biological process: vesicle-mediated transport; intracellular protein transport; cilium assembly. NCBI's taxonomy places the organism in Eukaryota, Metazoa, Arthropoda, Thecostraca, Balanomorpha, Balanidae. Gene Ontology annotation, molecular function: GTP binding; GTPase activity. Bases 172 to 735 code for a protein of 187 amino acids. The record is from RefSeq and is a predicted model, not a curated record.
GACGCAGCAGGUUAGGCUGGCAGCAUCAUUUCUUCAACCCCUCUGCUUGAUCACUAUCGAUUGAAGACACACUGGUCACUGCUGGUGCUGCUCUUAACUGCAGUAACACCAGCCCCUAGUGGCCGCUGGUGCAGCUCCUGGACUGCUCCAACAUCAGCCCCCAGUGGCAUCAUGGGGCUGUUUAAUACGCUGGCCACGGCGCUCGGCCUGCGAAAGCGAGAGGUCAAUGUCAUUGUGGUGGGACUGGAUAACAGCGGCAAGUCGACGAUCCUGAACCACCUGAAGCCGGACCUGGAGCGUGCUGCCGACAUCGUGCCCACCGUCGGCUUCAACGUGGAGCGGUUCAAAGCUCAGAGUUUGGCGUUCACGGCGUUCGACAUGUCCGGCCAGGGCCGCUACCGCAACCUCUGGGAGCACUAUUACCGCGACUGUGACGCCAUUAUCUACGUGGUGGACAGCAGCGACAAGCUGCGCAUGGUGGUGGCCAAGGACGAGCUGGACGCCCUGCUGCAGCAUCCGGACAUCCGACCGCGGCGCAUCCCCCUACUCUUCUUCGCCAACAAGAUGGACCUCAAGGAGGCCAUGAGCUCCGUCAAGGUGACCAUGAUGCUCGGCUUGGAGAAGAUGGAAAACAAGCAGUUCCACAUCUGCGCCAGCAACGCCAUCACUGGCGAGGGUCUCAGCGACGGCAUCGCGUGGCUCACGCAGCAGCUGAAGGACGUCAAAGCAAAGUGAGCGGUCGGCUGCGUGAGUUGACCGUGUCUGGCGAUCGGAGGGGUGUCAGGUGGCGUGCCUAUGCAUCGGAAUGGGGUGUUUUCGUGCUGCUAAUUCUUGAUUGAUCACUCAGCCCAGACGAUGGCGAUAUCAGGCGAUCUGUUUCUCGUAUGAUCUCAUUUUCUAGUCAGGGCGGUGCGUUUUGGUGUGACGUCAACAUUGGUAAGAUGCAUGGAAGGCAUGAUAUUUGACAUUUCUGGCAGCUCCUUCUUGGUAAUCCUGCCGGGUGGCGAUAGAAGCCUGGCCUUGACUCUCAUGCGAGACACUCGCAGCUUACAGUGUGCCUCAGACAGAGCCACUUCACUUCGGUCUCGCGGUGACGUCACGACUCACAAGGGUCCGAUAUGUCACAUAACAGCGUCAUACGAUAGUGUUUUUUUCUGUUGGCUUACCUUUCGAAGCAUUCUUUGUUUCGUGCUUGGUUGUCUGGGAUAGAUGGCGUCAGGCGCCAGCUUAUGUAACAAGCCUGUUUUAUCACACUGCCGUAAUUAUGGAUUUCAUCAUGACUAGUCAUGUCUUUUUCGCUGUGAUAUAUGUCCAAUAUCCGUCCAGACCUGAAUUGUAUUCCGUCCAAGGGCUGCAACACGCCCUGCGUGACGGCGUUCCCCUCGAAUAUGUCAUUGUGCGUCACUAUGGAGACUGGAGAUCGUGUAUCUACACUGUACAGUGUAUGUGCUGUGUUCACUCGUCUCAGCCUAUUGCCGGCCCAGUGAGGCGAGGAUAACCACGGGUACAGUUUAGCUGACGUUUCCUCGUGUUGCGAACACCCUUUCAGAGGGUGUUUUCAGCGCUUUUCAGCGCUUUUCUUUUUUUCAAAAGCCCGCUUUUCAGCGGGCUUUCAGAGUCUCUUCUCGGCACCGUUUGUACUGUUUGUGAGAGUCGCGGCUCGCCUGGCUGCUGUCGCGGUACCGUCUGUCAUUGUAACUGCACCCGGGCCCGCUGUCGUUGCACCCCGGCCUCGCCGUAAGUGCUGCACCCUUGUCGCUGUCCAAACACCCCGGGUGGGAGUAAUUGCACCCCAGAUAUUCUCUAUUCGCCCGCGGCCCUGGGUAUGCUGUCGCGGGCUGUCGGGGCGUGCGCCCAUCUGUCAGGCUGUUGUGAUGUCACAGUGUGAGUCUGAUAAAUUAUGGGUUAAUACACCAGCAUGAGAGA